Messenger RNA from Cannabis sativa, 1631 nucleotides. Its product is annotated as probable carboxylesterase 2. NCBI's taxonomy places the organism in Eukaryota, Viridiplantae, Streptophyta, Magnoliopsida, Rosales, Cannabaceae. Gene Ontology annotation, molecular function: hydrolase activity. The record is from RefSeq and is a predicted model, not a curated record. The transcript has a single exon. Bases 225 to 1370 code for a protein of 381 amino acids.
AUCGUAAAUUAUUUAAAUCAUUAUGUAAAAAAUAAAAAAUUGAUAAAUAAUCUCUUUUUGAACACGGCCAUUACUUUUACUUUAUAACAAUGAUCCAAAAUGUACUAUUCAAAAUUAGAAAAAAAAAAAUCUAAAAAGGUUAUUUGGCUUGACAUGCUACUCUACCAUGAAUAAUAAAAUAUGAAGAUACAAAAAUCUACUAAAACCUUCAUUUUCAUAAUAUAAUGUCUUCAAUAAUAAAUUCAAUCCAAACACUCCAAUUCAGUACUUCUCUUCACUUCUUCUCCUCCACACCUUCUUCUUCUUCUUCUUCCUUACCCAAGCUUAGACUAAAACCCUCAACAACAACAACAACAACUACAAAACUCUUCUGCAUCUCUUCCACUCCCGACGCCAUGGCAGCCCCCACCACUGACGAAGUAGCUCGCGACUUCUUUCCUUUUCUCAGAAUCUACAAAAGCGGCCGCAUCGAGCGAAUCGCCGGCGCCGACGUUGUCCCCCCUUCGAUUGACCCCAAAACUGGCGUCGAAUCCAAAGAUGUAGUGAUCUCACCUGAAACCGGAGUCAAAGCAAGGCUGUACGUUCCCAAUUCCUCUGUCGCCGGUCAAAGCCAAUCUCCGAAAAAGCUUCCUCUGGUGGUUUACUUUCACGGUGGAGGUUUCUGCGUCGAGACACCUUUCUGUGCUAAGUACCACAACGCCGUUAACACCUUGGUCGCCGAAGCCAACGUGGUGGCUGUCUCCGUUGAUUACAGAUUAGCUCCGGAGAAUCCGAUCCCGAUUGCUUACGACGAUUCAUGGGAUGCCGUGAAAUGGGUCGUCUCUCAUUCCGAGGGGACUGGUCCGGAAGAGUGGUUGAACUCACGUGCGGAUCACGAGCGAGUUUUCUUCGCGGGAGACAGUGCUGGAGCUAACAUUGCUCAUCACAUGGCUAUACGAGUGGGAUUAGAAGGUGGGUUAAGCAAUGGAUCGAAGCUUUUGGGUAUUGCUCUAAUUCAUCCUUACUUUUGGGGAGCAGAGCCGAUUGGUAAUGAGGUGAAAUUUCCAGAGAAAGGGAAAUGGGCAGAAGGGAUUUGGCGUUUUGUGAGUCCAACCACAACUGGUGUUGAUGAUCCGUACAUAAAUCCAGGUAAGGAUAGUAAUUUGGGGAAAUUGGGUUGUGAGAGAGUGUUGAUUUGUGUGGCUGAGAAUGAUUUGUUAAGGGAUAGGGGAUUGUAUUAUAAGGAGAUUUUGGAGAAGAGUGAUUGGGUUGGGAGAGUUGAGGUGGUGGAAGCUGCUGGGGAUGAGCAUGUAUUCCAUCUUACUAAGCCAACUUGUGAAAAUGCUGUGGCUAUGCUUAAGAAAAUAUCUUCCUUUGUCGAACAAAGCUAGGGUGGUCCAUUUACCAUUGAAGAGAAUUUUAUUUAGUGUAUGUUUUUUUGUUUUUCUUAUUUGUUUGGAAAAAAAUAAAGUGGAAUUCUCUUCACAUUAUUGUUGUUUACAUUAAAAGAACAUGAACAUGUUAUUGUUGUUUUGAUGUAAUUGGUGGACUUGGAGUUGGACUUGUAUGGAUGGGGAAUUUUAUGUGGUUUCUCAUUUUUGUUGGAGUUAUUAUUAUUAUUUAAGUAAUAUAUUAAUGAUUUAUGUAUCGAA